This is a messenger RNA of Galdieria sulphuraria, 2220 nucleotides long. Its product is annotated as DNA gyrase subunit B. The record is from RefSeq and is a predicted model, not a curated record. NCBI's taxonomy places the organism in Eukaryota, Rhodophyta, Bangiophyceae, Galdieriales, Galdieriaceae. The transcript is spliced from 4 exons. Gene Ontology annotation, molecular function: ATP binding; DNA topoisomerase type II (double strand cut, ATP-hydrolyzing) activity; DNA binding. Gene Ontology annotation, biological process: DNA topological change. Bases 8 to 2143 code for a protein of 711 amino acids.
ACUAGGCAUGAAUCCUAGUUUUUUCCAAGGGUAUUUCUUUUCUAAGCGUCAUUUUUCCAAAGGAAGGAAAGAAGUUGAAAAAGUUCAAGCCGUAUUAAGGGAUACUCCAACAAUUCAAAGCAAAGAAAGCUUACAAGAAUACGGUGCAAGCCAGAUAUCCGUAUUACAAGGUUUAGAACCGGUAAGAAAGAGACCUGGCAUGUACAUCGGUUCUACUGGAAUACAAGGGUUACAUCAACUUGUUUUCGAACUGGUCGACAACUCAGUUGACGAGUCAAUCGCUGGUUUUUGUACAAAGGUAACUGUAGUGUUGCACUCGGAUAAGAGUGUUUCUGUUAUGGACAACGGUCGAGGUAUUCCUGUCGAUAUGCACACUACUAGUGGAAAGUCGGCUUUAGAAACAGUGUUGACGGUUCUUCACGCAGGAGGAAAGUUUGGAAGUGGUGGUUAUCACGUAUCUGGAGGUCUUCAUGGAGUGGGUUUAUCCGUAGUCAAUGCACUAAGCGAAAGACUAUAUGUUGGCGUUGUUCGAAAUAAUCAGUUGUAUGAACAAGAGUUCCAAAGAGGUAUUCCGUUGGGUCCUAUGCAAGUAUGCGAUAUGACAUCAGACUUGCUCAUGGAAAGAGAAGGCAUUCAACAAUAUGAUCGAGGGUUUUUACAGCAAAAAAGUGGAACCAAAGUUCAUUUUUAUCCUGACCCUGUAAUCUUUGGUGAAACUUUAGAGAUGGAUGCAAGUUUUUUAGCAAAACGUUUUGAUGAGCUUGCUUAUUUGAACGCAGGCUUACAAAUUAUAUUGUAUCGCGAAAUGCAUCAAAUAGAGGUUCAAGAAUCAGUAGAAAAUGGUAGUCAGUCAAGGAAACAGAUACAUCCUCAAGUUUUUAUUCAUCAAGGUGGAAUACGAGAAUUUGUACAGUUUUUGUCCAAAGAAAAGCAGUCCAUGCAUGAAACUGUGUAUAUUCAUCGAAGAAUAAAACAAAUUGAAAUGGAAGCUGCUUUACAAUGGAAUAGAGAGCAAUAUUCGGAAAUUAUUCUAGGCUUUGCAAACUCCAUAAGGAACCUUGAUGGUGGAGUCCACGUAGAAGGUUUCAAAUCGGGUCUUACGAAAUGUUUUCAUCAAAUGGCGAAGAAGACCAGCAAAAAUGAAACUUUGUCAUGGAAUGGAGAAUUGAUAAGAGAAGGUCUCAUCGGUAUUAUCUCAGUGAAGGUUCCGGAGCCAGAAUUUCAAGGACAAACCAAAACCAAGCUAGGCAAUCCUGAAAUAAGGGGUUUAGUGGAACAGGUGAUAAUAGAAGAAGUUGGAGAUUUUCUACAAACGAAUCCCGAAGUUUUUCAAGCUCUUUUAGACAAAGUAAAUGCUGCUGCUCGUGCUGCAGAAGCAGCAAAACGUGCCAGAGAAUUGAUACGUAGAAAAUCUGCUUUAGAAUCUGCAGCUUUACCAGGAAAAUUAGCAGACUGUGCCACAAGAAAUCCAGAUGAAGCAGAAUUAUUUAUUGUAGAAGGAGACUCUGCAGGAGGUAGUGCAAAGCAAGGAAGAGAUAGAAGCUUUCAAGCAAUACUCCCUUUGAGAGGGAAAAUUUUGAAUGUCGAGAAAGCGAAUGACGUGAAAAUAUACAAAAAUGCUGAAAUUCACGCAUUGAUUACUGCUCUUGGUGCUGGCGUAUCCGAUACACAUUUCAAAUUGGAACUGUUAAGAUAUCAUCGAGUCAUCAUUAUGACGGAUGCUGAUGUGGACGGUGCUCAUAUCCGAACUUUGUUGCUUACUUUCUUUUAUCGAUAUCAACGUCCUUUGAUCGAGCAUGGUCAUUUAUAUAUUGCAUGCCCUCCUUUGUUUAAGUUUGAGCGUGGGAAGACUUGCAAGUAUUUUUUCGAUCAGGCAUCACUAGAUCGAUUUUUAGAAGAAGAAUUGGCUUCCAAUGCCAAGUAUACGAUUCAGCGAUUCAAGGGGCUCGGUGAAAUGAUGCCGGUAGAAUUAUGGAAUACGACGAUGAAUCCACAAACCCGAUGUCUGAAACAAGUUACUAUCACAGAUGCUGCAGAGUCGAACAAUCUUUUCACAAUGUUACUAGGUGAUAAAGUCGAUCGUCGCAAAGCAUUUUUGAAUGAGCAUGCACGAAGCUUAUCCUGGGACCAAUUGGAUAUUUAGUAUUCGCAUAUCAAUUCAUUCUUAUUUUUAUAGAGAAAUCAAGAGUGAUAGAAACCCAUAAAAAAAUUUUAAUUACG